Messenger RNA from Cylicocyclus nassatus, 321 nucleotides. NCBI's taxonomy places the organism in Eukaryota, Metazoa, Nematoda, Chromadorea, Rhabditida, Strongylidae. The record is from the annotation of a GenBank genome assembly.
AUGACUGCGGGAAACAGCUCGAAGCUGCCGCGAUUUGACUUUGACAAAAGCACAAAAGAACAAAUCUUGGCCGCUCUCGAGAAGUCACAGCAAGAAGACGACGAUCAACCGCUGAUCAGUGCGCAACAUUCACAAUCAAAGACAAACUACGAUGUUAAGAAGCUGGCAGACUCCCCAAUAGUCAAGGCAUUUACUGCUGCUGAAAGGAGACGGUUGUCCAGAUUCCAAAUCGAAAAAGUGAUAUUUACUAAAGAGAAGAGGAAAAGGCAAAUCAAACUUUUAUGUACAAAUUCAAACCGCAUUAACAAAGAUUGUACUUGA